AUGACUGACUAUAACAUCUUACCAUUUAUAAUUAAAAAGAAAUUAGAAGGUACAACAGUAGAAACACAAAAAUUUUUUGAUUUACCUGAAGAAAUGGAUGAUUUGGUAGAUGAUGAUGUUACUCUUAAUCAUCUCCAAACAAAUUAUUUAAGAGAAUGGGCAUCAUUUUUAGAAAAAACAUUUUUAAAUUUCAAUUGGACAGAAAACGCUAAAGUACACACAUACACGCAAAGAACCCUUUUUACACCAAAACAAAUUGAAAACUUAUUACUCGAAUAUAAAAGAGUAAAUAACCCAUACAUUGUAGAGUAUAGAGGUUACAGACCUUAUAAUAAAGUAAUCAAAAGUAUAAUUUUAGGAACACUCCUUUGUGUAAUCAUUGAUAUUAGGGUUGUCCCUUGGACGAUUGUAACUUAUUAUUAUACUCAAAGUAUACAAGAAACUAUGGAAAAAUUAACUGAAAACAAAAAUUCAAAUAUUCCAAAGAAGGAAUAUAAUACACAAACCAAUCUUAAGAUCGAAGAUCUUUCAAUCUGCGAAUAUAAUGAGGAUACGGAUAAAUUACCUUUUGCAAAAGCUUCACCUGACGUUGUAGAAAAUACUAAUGAGAACAAAGAACAUAAUUCGUUUAAGAUUGAAGAUCAUUUAAUCUGUAUAAGAAACGACAUAAGUUACAAAGAUUAUGAAGAUACGGAUACGUUAUUGAUCUACUUUGCAAAAGUUUCCCCCGGCGGUGUAAAAUCUAUUAAUAAUGUCAACAAUGAAAGAAUUAUAGUAUCUUAUGACGCCAAUAACAAGAUAGUAUCUAUUGAAAUAUUGGAAGCUUUUGGUACUCAAGCAACACUACCACUUACUUUUUAUCCUGUUUACUAUAAAAAGCAUGACAAAUUAAUGUUAUAUUUUGUCGAUAUCAAUUCAACUAAUAUCUCAACUUUUGAACCACAAGAAACCAAAGAAAAGGAUUUUGAAGUAGUGAUGGAUGAUGAAAAAAUUGUUCUAUUAUUGUUUCACAACGUUAGUAGCAGAAUAGCGAAAACGUUGCCUGAAGAGGAACAGAAUUGA
This is a messenger RNA of Rhizophagus irregularis DAOM 181602=DAOM 197198, 1062 nucleotides long. RefSeq lists its product as uncharacterized. Lineage: Eukaryota; Fungi; Glomeromycota; Glomeromycetes; Glomerales; Glomeraceae. The record is from RefSeq and is a predicted model, not a curated record.